GGCUUGUCGAGCGUUUAAUAUGAGGCCUUCCUCACCGAAACAGGAAGUCUCGUGGAAGAAGAUGUUUCUACCUGGCGUUGGCUUGUCGACACCUAAAGCAUAAGGUGGAUGUAGACAGGAUGGACAGAAGGAAGGAAUUAAUUAGUGAGUUUGUAACGCGAGACAAGAGCGUUCGACUAUUUCCCUCGCGUAAGAUGAUCAUUAGAGGGGCGGCUUGCGAAUCCGAUGUUGAUUUAGCCAUCUCUCGGAAACCGAGAAUCCUUAACAAGCAGCAAUUAAAAUUGUCGGUUUUAAGCCACGCAAGAAUUCGUGGCCUCACGCGGCGGUUCUGGGGAUUUCGCGGCGCGAGGGUUGGCGCGCCCGCGCGACCGCUACUUGAAAGCAGCAGUCAACGAUCGCGCUGCAUUGUGGCGAUCGAAUGGCCGCCUCGUCUGAUGUCUGUCCAUUCUGUUCUUCUGCGAUUAGUUUUACUUUAUUCGGCGAUCCUCGUGAGCGGUGCCUCCCGUUCCUCUCGUUGAACGAUCCGAUUUAGUAAUAUAGUAACAUAUUAACAUUAACAAACGUAAAUUGAAAUGGAAAAAAGUGCCGAUGGGUUGCUGUUUCGCGCUGAGAGAAAUAAUGGUGCCGAUGAAGUAGCCAUGGACAUUGUUGACGAGAGAGUAGCUAUUUUAGAUGCAGGUGCUCAAUAUGGGAAAGUAAUAGACCGGAAGAUUCGUGAAUUAAAUGUUCAUAGUGAAAUUCUGGCACUCGAUACACCUGCAUUUACUCUUCAGGAGAAAGGAUACAAGGCUAUUAUAAUUUCUGGUGGUCCUAGUUCAGUAUAUGCGGAAGAUGCACCUAGAUACGAUGCCGAUAUCUUUCGAAUAGGAAUUCCUGUAUUAGGUAUUUGUUACGGGAUGCAGAUGAUGAAUAAGGAAUUCGGCGGUAGUGUAACUCGAAGGGAGAGUCGAGAAGAUGGCCAGUUUCCCAUUGAAGUUGAUACCAAGUGCCUGUUAUUUAAGGGCUUGGACAAGGAGCAAAUGGUACUAUUAAGCCAUGGCGAUAGCAUAGACAGGGUGGCUGACUGCUUUCGUACUACUGCCAGAUCGUCAAGCUUUAUAGCAGGUAUAGCGAGCGAUAAGAUGAAUUUGUACGGUGUGCAGUUUCACCCGGAAGUGGAUUUAACGCCUAACGGAAAAUCGAUGUUACAUAACUUUUUAUUUGGUAUCGCUGGCCUUACGGGUAAUUAUACGCUCCGCGAUCGGGAGGCACAGUGUAUCCAGUACAUCAGAAAUACUGUAGGCGACAAAAAGGUUUUGUUAUUAGUGAGCGGUGGUGUGGACUCGACAGUGUGCGCAGCUUUAUUACAAAAAGCUUUAAGUAAGGAGCAAGUUAUAGCCCUACAUAUUAAUAACGGCUUCAUGCGUAAAGGAGAAACGCAAUUCGUGGAACAAAGUCUAGCCCAAUUGUGUGUUACGUUAAGAGUAGUGAACGCUGCUCGCUAUUUCAUGCAGGGAACGACGACUGUCCCAUUGGACAAUGUCGCGCCUGUAAUGAACGCUAAUGUUACGAAUAAUAAAGGGAUGUGCGGUACAGCGAGUAGCCCGAGAACCAGGUUAACCAAGAUGUUAUGUGAGACUACAAAUCCAGAGGAGAAACGAAAGAUUAUAGGCGAUGUUUUUGUAAGAGUCGCGAAUGAAGCGAUGGCAGAAAUGGGAUUGAAGCCAGAGGACAUUUUUCUUGGACAAGGCACUCUCAGGCCUGAUUUAAUAGAAAGUGCAAGCGCCUUAGUCAGUGGUAAAGCGGAUGCCAUAAAGACGCACCAUAACGACAGCGAACUUGUGCGAGUACUACGAGCGCAAGGAUAUGUAGUCGAACCGUUGAAAGAUUUCCAUAAGGACGAGGUAAGACAGUUGGGAUGUGAUCUCGGAUUGCCGGCGGCGCUCGUUGCGCGUCACCCAUUCCCAGGACCUGGACUUGCAGUACGAAUCCUUUGCGCGGAUGAGCCUUAUAUAGAGAAAGAUUUCUCCGAAACACAGGUCAUAGUAAAAAUAAUGGCCGAGUAUGAGCAGAUGCUUCAGAAGAAACACGCGUUGUUAAAUCGCGUGGAAGGCGCGACAAACGAAGCCGAGCGUCAGCAACUUCGUAGAGUUUCGAGUCAUCGUCAUAUCGCGGCAACUCUCUUGCCUAUUCGUAGCGUUGGGGUUCAGGGUGAUCGAAGAAGUUAUAGCUACGUAGUAGGUUUGUCGUGCGAGGAGACUGUAUCCGAAGGUGUGGAAUGGGAGGACAUGUUGUUUCUUGCAAAACUAAUUCCACGCGUGUGUCACAAUGUGAACCGUGUGUGCUACAUUUUUGGGCCGCAGCUUCAUCAUCCAAUCCAGGAUAUCACGCCUACGUAUCUCACCUCGAAUGUGAUAGCGACUUUACGACAGGCGGACCACUUAGCUAAUCAGGUGUUGGCUUCUAACGGCUGUAUGGGAGCCAUUAGCCAGAUGCCCGUUGUUCUAAUACCGAUACACUUUGACCGCGACACAGCAUGUCGAACGUUAUCAUGUCAACGUUCCGUUGUUCUUAGGCCGUUUUGCACUAACGAUUUCAUGACUGGCAUCCCCGCCAUUCCUGGCAAAGAUUUGCCAAUACAUGUGGUGAAAAAGAUGGUAACUGAAAUAUCCACGGUGCCCGGAAUCUCACGCGUUUUAUAUGACCUAACGUCUAAACCACCGGGAACAACCGAAUGGGAGUAGUAAACGCUCAUCUGGCUCCUUUCUAUUUUUUCACCAUCCCUGCGCGCGUAACGAUUACAAAGCGAAAAAAUAUAUUUAAAAAGUAUAUAAAUAUAUAAAUAUAUAUAUAAAUAUUACGAAAGAAAUACACGAAUUCGAGGUUGA
Molecule: messenger RNA, 2867 nt
Organism: Temnothorax curvispinosus
Lineage: Eukaryota; Metazoa; Arthropoda; Insecta; Hymenoptera; Formicidae
Gene: bur
Product: GMP synthase [glutamine-hydrolyzing]
Exons: 11
Coding region: 573-2723 (716 amino acids)
Biological process (GO): GMP biosynthetic process
Cellular component (GO): cytosol
Molecular function (GO): ATP binding; GMP synthase (glutamine-hydrolyzing) activity; GMP synthase activity
Source: RefSeq, a predicted model, not a curated record